CGGGUCCUCCAGGGCGGCGGGAGGAGCGCGGAGAGGGUCGAGCGGGAGGAAGGCGCGGGGCCUGGAGUCGGGCGAGAGGCGCAGGGAGAGAGGCCGAGGCUGAGCCUGAGGCUGAGGCCCGGGGCCAGAGGCGCACACACAGAGAGACAGAGCCCGGGGGGGGGGGGGGGGGGGGGGAAAGACGGUGGCGGCGGCGGAGGACAGCACCGAGAGCGGGCACGAUGUCGCGGAUGAACCGCCAGCAGGAUUACAAAGCCGGGGACCUGGUGUUCGCCAAAAUGAAGGGUUACCCGCACUGGCCGGCACGGUCCCACAUUCACCCCUCCUCUGCACCCUCUUCAGUGACCCUUCCCACUUACCCCUUCCUGCCCCUGUGCGCUGAUGACUGUUUGACUAUCCGAGGUGACACGGAACAAGAGGUCCGGAUAUUUAUUUUACUGUCCGUUCCCUCUUGCAGUGCCUUCCUUGGGCCCAAGGAUCUGUUCCCUUACGAGGAAUCCAAGGAGAAGUUGGGGAAGCCGAAUAAGCGAAAAGGUUUCAGCGAGGGCUUGUGGGAGAUCGAGAACAAUCCCACGGUCAAGAAGUCAGGUUACCAGGCACCUGAGCGAAACCAGAGCUCCUCGGAGGGGGAGGGCGAUGCGGAGAAGAAGGAGAAUGCUGAGGGCAGCAGUGAUGAGGAGGGCAAGCUGGUCAUUGACGAGCCGGUGAAAGAC
Molecule: messenger RNA, 713 nt
Organism: Rhincodon typus (whale shark)
Lineage: Eukaryota; Metazoa; Chordata; Chondrichthyes; Orectolobiformes; Rhincodontidae
Product: hepatoma-derived growth factor-like
Exons: 4
Biological process (GO): regulation of transcription by RNA polymerase II
Cellular component (GO): nucleus
Molecular function (GO): double-stranded DNA binding; transcription coregulator activity
Source: RefSeq, a predicted model, not a curated record